This is a messenger RNA of Lacerta agilis (Sand lizard), 1497 nucleotides long. It is a transcript of the gene B3GNT7, whose product is annotated as UDP-GlcNAc:betaGal beta-1,3-N-acetylglucosaminyltransferase 7. Gene Ontology annotation, molecular function: hexosyltransferase activity. The record is from RefSeq and is a predicted model, not a curated record. Lineage: Eukaryota; Metazoa; Chordata; Lepidosauria; Squamata; Lacertidae. The transcript is spliced from 2 exons. Bases 121 to 1323 code for a protein of 400 amino acids. Gene Ontology annotation, cellular component: membrane.
AGAAGCUGCUGCGGCCAUCCCAUCCGCCGCCGCCUGCGCUCCGCGUGGGGACCAGAAGACGCCUCUUUUUGUGCUCCCUUCAACCCAGAAAAACUUCUCCCGGCUCGGAGGCGUCCAAGCAUGUUCCAGUGGAAGAAAACCCUCUACAGAAGCGUCUUCCUAUCCUUCCUGCUUGUGGUGACGGUGACAGUCUUGCAGCGGGGUAUGGCACCCAGCCAGUUGCUCCAGGGCCAGCCGCAAAAAGAACUCGCGGCCCAGGAGUCUGUGAAAGCUCAGAAGCGGGACGGCAUGCUCCCCGUCGCCAGUGACUUCUGGAAGAAGCAGGGCCCGGGUCUCAAGGCCACGGAAGCGACGGAGAAGGCGGUGUGGUCUUGGGACGUCACCUCCGUCAACUGCUCCGCCAACCAGAACUUCAGCAAGGAGGACUGGUUCAAAGGCCUGGAGCCCAACUUCCGGCAGUUCAUGCUGUACCGCCACUGCCGCUAUUUCCCCAUGCUGAUCAACCACGCGGAGAAGUGCCGCGGGGACAUCCACCUGCUGAUUGUGGUGAAGUCCGUCAUCACCCAGCAUGACCGGCGAGAGGCCAUCCGCAGGACGUGGGGCCAGGAGAGAGAGGUGGAGGGCAGGAAGGUGCGGACCCUCUUCCUCCUGGGCGUUGCCUCCAAGGAAGAGGAGCGGGCCAAUUACCAGAAGCUCCUCGACUACGAGGACCGCAUCUACGGGGACAUCUUGCAGUGGGACUUCCUGGACAGCUUCUUCAACCUCACCCUCAAGGAAGUGCACUUCCUCAAGUGGUUCAACAUCUACUGCGACCACGUGCGGUACAUCUUCAAGGGCGACGACGACGUCUACGUGAGCCCCGGCAACAUCCUGGAGUUCCUGGAGGACCAGAAGGCGGACAACCUGUUCGUGGGGGAUGUCCUCUUCAAGGCCCGGCCCAUUCGCAAGAAGGAGAACAAGUACUACAUCCCCAACGCCUUGUACAACAAGAACACCUACCCGCCUUAUGCAGGGGGCGGUGGUUUCGUCAUGGAUGGCCCCCUGGCCAAGAAGCUCCACAGAGUCUCGGAGAGCCUGGAGCUCUACCCCAUCGACGACGUCUUCUUGGGCAUGUGCUUGGAGGUCCUCAAGGUGACGCCCGUGGCCCACGCCGGCUUCAAAACAUUUGGCAUUGUGAAAAACAAGAACAGCAAGAUGAACAAGGAGCCUUGCUUCUACCAGAGCAUGCUGGUGGUCCAUAAACUCCUCCCUUCGGAGCUGCUGGCCAUGUGGGAUCUGGUCCACAGUAACUUGACGUGCUCCAGAAAGCUCCAGAUCCUUUAGCUCUCCCUGUUAUCUCUGUCUGAGGGGGAAACGCUUAAGGGGAAGACAUUGAUUGCUCAGAGCCAUGGGCCAACACCCAGCGCCGUCUUUUCCAAUGGUGUUGAAGGAGGAACCAUAUAUUUUUGGGAAGGGGGUGUUUGAAUGGGGACCAGAAGCUCUGAAAAGUUGAUUUUG